UCUGCUGCUUGGAUUAGACCUGUACAUGUUAGGACAAGACAUGUAGAGAGAGAGAAUCAUUGCUUCAACAAAAUUAAAGGCAAUAUAAUGUUUGAAUUCACAGAUUGGUGCUUGCCUUGCUUAACUUCUGCAUUCAUUUCCAUGCUUGUUUAAAGCAAGGUUUGCUGGUAACUAGCUAGAUUUCACUCCCAUCUCUUUCCCUGCUGAUCAUGAAGUGAGUUUUCAUGGGCCAUCUCAGCCCAGCCUGUACAUUCUCAUAAUCAGAUAAGAUUUCUUCUUGAAUGCUAGGUCUCACCCACCUUCCCACUUCGCAUUGAUUUCUUCUUUUGUCCAUUCAUAGAUUUCUUCAUGUAUUGCUUUACAACUUGACAUGGACAUGUUGCCAUUGCUGUCUCUAUGACAAGUUGACAGCCCUUUAAAUUUGGUACAUUUUAGCCUUCAAAUUCUGGUCAACAAUGGUUUCACAAGACUCACCCCCAAACCAAGCCUCAAGUAUUCUCCACCAUUUCAUUGUGUCUGACUCCAUGGCAGCUCAAACCCACAUGGAAAACCAACACCAGCUUGAUGCUGCUUACGCCUCUAAUUUUCGAACCAGCACCAGCACCAGCACAUACCCUCAGUCUCUUGGUCAACUCCCCAGCAUUCAUUCUCUUGAGGAGAGAAUGUCUAGAUCACUAGACCUUCUUCAUGCUCCUCCAACAGUUGCGACAGAGGGAUCGGAUCAUAUGAGCCACACAAGGCUUCUAAUGGACCAGCACCAAGCACUCUCACUGUCCCUUGGCUCACAGAUGCUUCUUCCUCCUAAUUCUCAUUCUGCUCAUUAUGUGACCGAUGACUAUUCGUUCAUGGGGAAUGCGCUUGCUUCGUCCUCAAGCUCGCUGAAUCAGCAGUCUUUGGCAGCAGUCAUUGGGAAUUCAAGAUAUCUAAAGCCAGCUCAGUCACUGUUAGAAGAGAUAGUUAGUGUUGGUGGAAAGGCAGUUGAUAUCAGCAGUGAAAAACAUUUUGGGAAGAUGUAUGGUGGAGGUAGGAGAGGCUCAAUGGGCCUUUCUUCUGAAUUGAAAGCAGAGUUGUGCUGCAAUGGCCUCAUGUCAGCUGACAAACAUGAAUUUCAAUCGAAAAUCGCAAACCUCAUCACCUUGCUGGAAGAGGUUGAGGACAGAUGUGAGAAGUACUACCAUCAAAUGGAAGAAGUGAUGUCAUCAUUUGAGAUGGUAGUGGGUGCAGGAGCAGCAAAGUCUUACACAGCUCUGGCUCUCAAGGCCAUGUCCAGGCACUUUGGCAGCUUGAGGGAUGCUAUAAUGUCACAUAUAUAUGCAGAAAAGCGAAAGUUGAUGCAAGAUUUUCCGAAAGUGAGCAGCGGACUAGGGCAACUCAGCUUGUUUGAUCGAGAGUGUAGACAGAAGAGAAUGUCCCUUCAACAGCUUGGGAUUAUCCAUGGCCAAAGGCAAGCAGCUUGGAGACCAAUUAGAGGGCUGCCUGAGACCUCGGUGGCAAUUCUCCGCACUUGGCUUUUCGAACACUUUCUUCAUCCUUAUCCUAAUGACUCUGAGAAGCUAAUGUUGGCAUCACAAACAGGCCUGUCCAAGAACCAAGUUUCAAAUUGGUUCAUAAAUGCACGGGUUCGGCUUUGGAAACCUAUGAUAGAGGAAAUGUACAAAGAAGAAUUUGCGGAUUCUUCACAAGACUCGAAUCCAGUAGCUAAUAGUUCCAUGACCGGUGAAAGCAACAUAGAUCACACAGAUGAUUAAAGGGGAGAAGAAUUAGAGUGGACUGUCAUUUCGAGUCUGAGUUAUCUAUUUUGGCAGUGAUUUCAAGUGUGAAGUUCAAUGUUGAAAGUUACCAACCUAGAAAGAGUUAGAAGGUUGUUUUGUGAAGUUGAUCAGCAACUCUUGGAAAGUAGAGGGUUCGCUUACAUGUACUUUGAACUACUAAUUAUAUUUAAUUUUGAGGCUCAUAUUAGUAUUGA
This is a messenger RNA of Rosa rugosa (rugosa rose), 1966 nucleotides long. Its product is annotated as BEL1-like homeodomain protein 11. The coding region runs from base 456 to 1748 and encodes 430 amino acids. Lineage: Eukaryota; Viridiplantae; Streptophyta; Magnoliopsida; Rosales; Rosaceae. Gene Ontology annotation, biological process: regulation of transcription by RNA polymerase II. The record is from RefSeq and is a predicted model, not a curated record. Gene Ontology annotation, molecular function: DNA-binding transcription factor activity, RNA polymerase II-specific; RNA polymerase II cis-regulatory region sequence-specific DNA binding. The transcript has 6 exons.